AUGGAUUUCGCUGAUGAGACAAUGAAAAAAAUAGCAAUAUUGAAUCAAGAAUUAUUUUUUAGAGAACAAAUUAUAGAAGGACUGAAAGCUACUAUAAAUAAUUUCGAAUUAAAUAUCAAAUCAUCAGAUGAAGAAAUACGUCUUAAAAAAAAGAAACAAGAGUUUAAAGCUAUAUCCAAUCCGUGGAGAAAUCUUUUUGAUAAUUUAAAUAAAGAAAUAAAGAAUAAAAGUUCAAAUAAAGGGCUACAAAUAAAUAAAUUGAAACAAGAAAAACAAGAUUAUCAAUCCAUAAUUGAUAAAUUGAAUCUAGAGAAUGAAAUUAAGACACAAUACAGUUUUAAGCAUCAGAAUAAUGAAACUAAUUUACUUUAUGAACUUGAUAAAUUAAGGCAAGAAAAUGAAAAUUAUAAGAGCAAUUUAACUAAACUCAAGCAAGAAAGAGAGAAGAAUAAGGAUAUUAAACAGUUAAAUAAGAAAGAGAAUGAUGAUAUAAUUGAAGAAGAAUUAAGUUUAGUAAUGGGAAGCAAUAGUAGUAAUCAAGAUUCAUUAGAAUUUGGUAUUGAAAAAUUUAUAAUUGAUUCUAAAGCUCUGCUCUAUGCUGAAAUUUUUGAGCAUUUAUCAAAUACAUAUAAUGAGCAGUUACCGAAAGGAUGCAAUUUGUCAGAAACAAAAUAUAAAAAGGUUAAAUCACUUAUCCAAAUAUUGUUAACCUUAGAAGAAAAAAAUUGUAUAGGUUUAGAUUUCAAAAGUUCGAAAAAUGAAAAUGAAGUGAUUACAACUUUAAUUAGGAACACAUACCAUAUUGUUGAAGAAAAACCAAUUGAUUAUAAUAUUUUAGAUUUAUAUGACACGGCCAUAUACUUUAAAAACACACUUAAUAUUAAGGGUGGUUUGUUUUAUGAUAGACACAUCACAAUGAAUAUACCUAGCUUAUUAUUACAAAAUUAUUCUAUUCGAACAAUCCAAGUAAUUGAGAAAAUUUUGCAAACUGCGCAAACAGUACUAUUAAUUUUUGGCCCAUUUGGGCGGAACUGUUUAUUAUAUUUGAUACAAAAUAGUCAAUUUUUAGAGUAUAUUCCAACUUUUGAAGAAAUUUUAGGAUUCACAACUGAAGCAAAAAGAUAUUUCACAUCACAAUUAGAUAACAUUAUACAAGAGAAGCAGCUUUAUAUUGAUGUUUCGGGAUUGUUGAGUAAAAAAAGUUCACUACAUGAACAAGAAAUAAGUAGUCAGGUUGUUAGUGAGAAGGGUAGUGCUAAUGAACGAAAAUAUGAUGCGAACGUUCCACAUGAUGUACAUACUUGCGUGGAGGAUGAUUGA
Molecule: messenger RNA, 1320 nt
Organism: Racocetra persica
Lineage: Eukaryota; Fungi; Glomeromycota; Glomeromycetes; Diversisporales; Gigasporaceae
Source: the annotation of a GenBank genome assembly